GGCGCGUCAGUGAGCGGGAAGCGGCCGGCGCUCGGCAUCAGCAUGACGUCGGCUCUGGAGAACUACAUCAACCGUACAGUUGCAGUGGUCACAGCAGAUGGAAGAAUGAUUGUGGGUACCUUAAAAGGAUUUGAUCAGACCAUCAACCUAAUCCUAGACGAAAGUCAUGAGCGAGUAUUCAGUUCACAACAAGGUGUGGAACAAGUAGUACUUGGCUUGUACAUAGUGAGAGGAGACAAUGUGGCAGUGAUCGGUGAAAUAGAUGAAGAAACAGAUUCUGCUUUGGAUCUGGGAAAUAUCAGAGCUGAACCUUUAAAUUCUGUGGUACAUUGAAAAUAUAAGAACUUUGUGAAUGCAUAGUUAGCUUUGAGGAGAAUUGGAACUGAUGCUUUCACAAUAGUGCAUAAUCCUUUAGGAUAUUUGCAGUUCUGAAGGAAGGAAAGCUAUUUCAUACCUGAGUAUUUUUAUGUCUUUGUAGUUUGAAUAUUUACAUAAAUAUUUCUUAUGUAUUGAGUUCUUGCUGACCAAUUGAAUAUAAACUUAAAAUAAAAUUUUAAACUAAACAC
This is a messenger RNA of Pristis pectinata (smalltooth sawfish), 566 nucleotides long. It is a transcript of the gene lsm8, whose product is annotated as LSM8 homolog, U6 small nuclear RNA associated. Gene Ontology annotation, molecular function: RNA binding. Gene Ontology annotation, cellular component: precatalytic spliceosome; U6 snRNP; U4/U6 x U5 tri-snRNP complex. NCBI's taxonomy places the organism in Eukaryota, Metazoa, Chordata, Chondrichthyes, Rhinopristiformes, Pristidae. The transcript has 4 exons. The coding region runs from base 43 to 333 and encodes 96 amino acids. The record is from RefSeq and is a predicted model, not a curated record. Gene Ontology annotation, biological process: mRNA splicing, via spliceosome.